GCGGUUGGAUCAUACUUUCCAAAUUUUGACCCCACCAAAGAUCAAAAGACGCCCUCAAUCGGAAAAUUGGCGGUUUUGCGCUGCUUCUCGGGCCUCUUCAUUCCCCUGCACACCCGACACCGACUCUCGCUUGGCCGUGCUCCCCGAGUCACCUAGAAAACCCCGCCUCAACUCCGUCGUUCGAGACAGUUUUCUUUGACACAACCAUCACCGAAUACCUGGAUAUCACAACAGCGAAACGAAACCAUGGCUUCCGCACCAAACGCCAACGGCGAUGCCGCCGUGUCCGAGUACGACCUGAUGCUCAAGCUCGUUCCGCACCUCGACCGCCACAUGAUCUUCCCUCUGCUGGAGUUUAGCGCUGGCCAACUGGUCGAUGAGGAGAGCGGCGAUGUCAAGGAUGAGGCCAAGGCGCGCGAGAUCACACAGGCGAAAUACUCGCUGCUCAAGAACUCCAACAUGACCGACUACGUUGCCAACCUCUACUGCGAGCUUGCCGGAAUUGAGGAGGCGCCUGCGGAGUUCGCCGACAAGAAGCAAAAAGUGUUCAGCCAGCUCGAAAACUACGAGCAGCAGACCAGCAAGAUCAUCGAGCUUUUGGAGCGGGAGGACGUGGUCAACAACCUUCGAAGUGACAAGGUUGCCAACUUGGAGUUUUUGAAGCGGGAACACCAGGUCACAAUGGAGAUGGUCAACGCGCUCUUUGACCUCGGCAACCUACAAUACAGCUGCGGUAACUACGGCGGUGCAUCCGAGAUGCUUUAUCGGUUCCGCGUCCUCUCGACCGAUAACGACAAGGUAGCGUUUGCGACGUGGGGUAGGCUGGCCUGCGAGAUCCUCAUCAUGAACUGGGAAUCGGCAAUGGAGGAGCUGCAAAAAGUCCGCGAGACCAUCGAUACCAGGUUGUCACAGAACCCCCUUGCUCAGCUGCAACACCGGACCGCCCUCACCCACUGGGCCCUGUUCCCCCUCUUCAACUUCGAGAAAGCCCGCGAGCCGAUCCUCGAGCUGUUUUUCAACGCCGGCUACAUCAACAGCAUCCAGGCCAACUGCCCCUGGAUCCUGCGAUAUCUCGCCGUCGCUGUCAUUACGAACCGUGGGCGCGCAAAGAACCCCGGCAUCCACCAGAAGCAGAUGAAGGAUGUGGUCCGCAUCGUUAAGCAGGAGGCCUACGAGUACCAGGACCCCAUCACCCGCUUUGUGCACGCCCUGUCUAUCGACUUCGACUUUGAGGAGGCCCAGCGCCAGCUUGUCUUGGCCGAGGAGGUACUCCGCGGCGACUUCUUCCUGCUCGCCCAUGCCGACGACUUUGUCGACUCGGCGCGGCACCUGAUCUUCGAGAGCUACUGCAAGAUCCACGCCCGCAUCUCACUCCAGGACCUCAGCGCGCGGCUUGGCCUCAAUGCAGAUGCGGCCGAGAAGUGGAUUGUGAAUCUCAUUCGCGACACCAGGCUUGACGCCAAGAUUGACUACAAGGAGGGCACAGUCGUUAUGAACCACCCGCCAAGCUCUGUGUAUCAGCAGGUCAUUGAGAAGACGAAGGGAGGCUUCUUCAGGACGCAGGUCCUGACUGCGGCGAUUGCGAAGUAGGAAAAGCAAUUAGAAACCGAAGAGGCCUGGGAGAGAUCGCCCCGCCGACUGUGGAAUGAGGAAUCGGCCACCGCCCCCAGCGAGCCAUCCCGGCGGGUUAGGCUGCGCUAGAAAGGAGCAAGUGUUCGGUAUUUUGCCGCCACAUGAAGCACCUUGGAGAACUUGGGCUUGGGGAUCGGACUCCCGAACUGAUCAUGUGGCCUGGUAGAGGGGGCUUUGGGCCCGGGGCUGGGAACGGUAUACAUCGUGCGAUGGCGGCGGCCAUAUUACUAUGCCGUGACAGCGAGAGACGAGCAGCGAUGUACAUAUACCUCGGCGGCGCAUGAAAAGGCUUAUGGUUAAUGGUUCAAUUCAAGAAAUUCACACCCGCG
Messenger RNA from Chaetomium fimeti, 1961 nucleotides. RefSeq names its product eukaryotic translation initiation factor 3 subunit E. Bases 247 to 1590 code for a protein of 447 amino acids. Gene Ontology annotation, cellular component: eukaryotic translation initiation factor 3 complex; cytoplasm; nucleus. Gene Ontology annotation, molecular function: translation initiation factor activity. Lineage: Eukaryota; Fungi; Ascomycota; Sordariomycetes; Sordariales; Chaetomiaceae. Gene Ontology annotation, biological process: translational initiation. The record is from RefSeq and is a predicted model, not a curated record. The transcript is spliced from 2 exons.